Molecule: messenger RNA, 1116 nt
Organism: Ricinus communis (castor bean)
Lineage: Eukaryota; Viridiplantae; Streptophyta; Magnoliopsida; Malpighiales; Euphorbiaceae
Exons: 2
Coding region: 1-1116 (371 amino acids)
Source: RefSeq, a predicted model, not a curated record
AUGGCCACCAACACUUAUCAGUGGCAAACUCCACGGGCUAGAGGUCCAAAGCCCGCUGUAUAUCGGGCUGAGGUAGAUCCUACAGCAGCCUUGGCGGCACAAGUAGAGCUACUUUCUAAAAAGAUAGAACAACUUCAUAUGCCGGUCCAAGCAGCUCAGCCUAGAUGUGAAUUCUGUCGUGGACCGCAUUACAGCGCAAAUUGUAAUGCGGGAGGUAUGUUUGCAUCUUCUAUGCCUACUAAUGUUUCUAACUUUGAGCAUGUUGAUUAUGUGGAUGAGUCGAAAAAGGAAGACAAGCCUGAGGAGAAAGGAAAGGAAGUAGUUGAAGAGAAGGAGGAUUCGAAGAAGAUCCCCCUGAGGCUAUACCAACCUCCCAUUGCAUAUCCUACAAGACUCAAGCACGAUAAAGUUGAUCAGCAAUUCGGUAAAUUUUUAGAUCUUUUUAAACAAUUGCGGAUUAACUUGCCUUUUAUUGAAGCUAUCUCGCAGAUGGCAAAGUAUGUGAAGUUUUUAAAGGAGAUUCUAACCAACAAGAGGAAGUUAGAGGAUUUGGGAUUGGUGACCUUGAAUGCAAAAUGCUCAGCAAUGUUUCAGAGCAAGAUUCCAGUCAAACGACGUGACCCAGGGAGUUUUACUAUACCUUGUUUGAUUGGGGAUAAAUUGAAAUUGCUGGCAUUAGCUGAUUUGGGAGCUAGCAUCAAUUUGAUGGCUAGCUCAUUGUUUAAGGAGUUAGGACUAAGCACUUCUAAGUUAACUCCUACUAGGAUGAGUAUACAACUAGCAGACAGAACUGUUAAGUACCCAAAAGGAAUUAUAGAGGAUGUGCUAGUUAGAGUUGACAAAUUUAUAUUUCCUGUGGAUUUUGUUGUCAUGGAUAUGAAUGGUGAGAGUGAUGUUCCAUUAAUCCUAGGUAGACCAUUUUUAGCUAUAUCUAAAGCUUUGAUAGAUAAUAGCGGAAAGCUGAAACUUAGGGUAGAUGAUGAGAGCAUUACGUUUGAUUUGACUAAAUCCUUGAGACACCCAUAUGAGCACGAUGGUACUAUGUGUUCGAUUGAUUUUGUUGAUGAUAUUGUGGAGUCUCAAUUGCAGGAAAUGUUGAUUGAUGAUCCUUUAUAA